AUGAUCACGGCGGGGCCCACGCUCUCACCCGUCGAAACCGCCCCUUGCACGCCGUUUCGCAAAGAUAGGACGGCGAGGACCCCGGCAGCAGCGGUUAGCAAAGCGCUGAGGAGAGGCGCCGCGGCAAUCGAACGGCGGCUUGAAUCGAUAGCUAAUGCGGCGCUAGCUUUGCUUUCAGCGGCGAAGGGACCUUCCUUGGCGGCGAGUCUGCUGGGGCUGAGACUGCGUAGCGUAGCAUUCCAGAAGGCCACGAUGCUGCUGGUGAGCUGUUCUUGGUCGUCGCCAAAACGGUCUCUCAGGGAAUCCUCCACGAUGCUGAGGAGGUUCUCUGUCGGGGGAAACCGCAAGCCAUCAACGGCAUUGGUACCCAGAAGUCACCACUUUGCAUUUGCAGCAUGA
Messenger RNA from Thermothielavioides terrestris NRRL 8126, 399 nucleotides. RefSeq lists its product as uncharacterized. The transcript has 2 exons. The record is from RefSeq and is a predicted model, not a curated record. NCBI's taxonomy places the organism in Eukaryota, Fungi, Ascomycota, Sordariomycetes, Sordariales, Chaetomiaceae. The coding region runs from base 1 to 399 and encodes 132 amino acids.